Molecule: messenger RNA, 1064 nt
Organism: Somion occarium
Lineage: Eukaryota; Fungi; Basidiomycota; Agaricomycetes; Polyporales; Cerrenaceae
Source: the annotation of a GenBank genome assembly
CUACUAAUCAUAGAUUCAUAUGCAUUGAAAUAUUGAAGUUGGGUUCUCCUUGGCUAGUUUCGCAUUUCGAUGACAUCAGAUGACCCCCACAGGCCUGCUCCGAGCGACAUAUAAGGAGGUGGUAUUCAAUGGCUUGAGAGCUCAUUGCAGGUCUUCCCUCCUUCCUACUGCACACCCCUCCCUUCACAGAUUUAGUGAAACAAACGUUCUUCAGAAAUCGUUCUAUAAUAUGGCCUCCGCGAGCAAGCCUAUCGUUCUCUAUGGUUGGCCCACCCCCAACGCUCGGAAAGUCACCACUUUCCUAGAAGAGCUGAAGGUUGCGUACGGUCUCGACUACGAUAUCGAAGGUAUUGAUAUUGGCAAGAACGUCCAGAAGCAACCGGCCUUCCUCAAGAUUAAUCCGAACGGCAGAGUUCCCGCUAUCGUGGACCGAGCGAGAAAUAACUUCAAUGUCUUCGAGUCCGCUGCCAUUCUGCUCUACCUUCAGCAGCAUUAUGACAAGGAGAACAAGUUUGGCUUCGAUCCCAAAGCAGAUCCGGAUGAAUACAGCAUCCUUCUUCAGUGGAUAUUCUUCGUCCACGGUGGCCUAGGUCCUAUUCAAGGGCAAGCCAACCACUUCAACAAGUAUGCUCCAGAAAAGAUACCCUACGCGAUUAACCGCUACAUCGAGGAGACCAAGCGUGUAUACAGCGUCUUGGACACUCGCCUUACAGAGAGAGACUGGUUGGCAGGACCUGGUCGUGGAAUAUUCACCAUUGCUGACGCAAAUGCUAUACCCUGGGUGCGUGGGCACGCCUUCGCUGGCAUUGAGACUCUCGACGAAUGGCCGAACGUCAAGGCCUGGGUGGCUCGAGCAGAGGCACGGCCGGCGUUCAAAGCGGGACUUGAUGUUGCAUAUUCAAAGUGAGAUGACAAUGAGAAUAGUACAUGUACACGUAAUUCCAAGACGUCUACGACGGCCGUACAUGUAUACAAUUUUUGAUAUGUGACUUUCGUUUGAAUUGCAGAUGUUAUGAGCGUCCUAUGGAGGUAUGAAAGAAAAAGAACAAACCCAGCACAUGCGU